Cokeromyces recurvatus is the source of this 423-nucleotide messenger RNA. RefSeq lists its product as uncharacterized. Bases 20 to 325 code for a protein of 101 amino acids. NCBI's taxonomy places the organism in Eukaryota, Fungi, Mucoromycota, Mucoromycetes, Mucorales, Mucoraceae. The record is from RefSeq and is a predicted model, not a curated record. The transcript has a single exon.
AAAAAAAAAUAAGAGUCAUAUGUCGACAACUAUGAUAACAUUAAAUGAUCAAAUAGUACAACUUGUAUUUGGUUUAGCUAAUUUGAAAGUGAAAGCACUGCCCUUUAUCGAUUAUUCAUUGCCUGUGUUAGAUGUUCUUUUUGCAAUUUUGAUCCAUUAUUCUUAUCGUUCUGCUUUAGGUGUUUCUCAUCAAAAGAUAGGUUGGUAUCAGGGCUUAUUAGCAACUUUGGUUAUGGCUACUGGUGGUGGUUGUACUGUAUCAGUUCUAAGAGGUGAGCCUCUAAGUAUUUUGAAAAGUAAUGAAUUCUGGGGUAUUCAUUGGUAAUUAUAAACAUAUAUAAAUAUAUAUAUAUAUAUAUUGACACUAUGUGUGAAUAUAAUAUUUCUCUUAUAAUCUUUAGCGCAACCUAUUUUGCUAUGUCU